Alosa sapidissima (American shad) is the source of this 9597-nucleotide messenger RNA. RefSeq names its product ATPase plasma membrane Ca2+ transporting 4 (gene atp2b4). Gene Ontology annotation, molecular function: ATP binding; P-type calcium transporter activity; PDZ domain binding. Gene Ontology annotation, cellular component: membrane; intracellular membrane-bounded organelle. The record is from RefSeq and is a predicted model, not a curated record. Gene Ontology annotation, biological process: calcium ion transmembrane transport; regulation of cytosolic calcium ion concentration. The transcript is spliced from 22 exons. NCBI's taxonomy places the organism in Eukaryota, Metazoa, Chordata, Actinopteri, Clupeiformes, Clupeidae. The coding region runs from base 1025 to 4642 and encodes 1205 amino acids.
AUCGCGAACAAUCCCCUUUCGUUUUCGAAGCACGGCGAUGGCUCGUAGGAACAGCAUCCGAAGACAUUUUCGCGGACCCCUGGCGUGGUAGCGAUUCACCAUACUCUUACCGCGUUUCUUUUAGGACAAGGGGAACACAUUCUCAUCUGUAGACUACGGGGCAGAAUAAGUUAUCACUUGGAUCUCCGUGUUCUCAGACCUACAUCCUGGUCCUCUUAGUGAAUAUGUUUUAUCUUUUUUUCGGAAAGUAAAGACUGUUUGGAUUGUUUUGCCUCACUUUUUGCCUGCUGUACUUGUCAGUAACAAGUUAUGUAAUAUCUCCAUUCAACUUUAGGCCAUAUUUAAUUCACAAAAAGCCUUUUAGAGGGGGAAAUUGAUUCUAUCAGAUUUUCUGAACUGAUUUUCCGUCUCUGCAGUCAUGUUGUCAAGUUAGAUUCCAUAUGCAGAGAAAACAAGGGCGACUUGAUCAUAUAACGUUAUCUCUAAACAUAAACAAAACAUUAUCUUGAAGAAAGCCUCGAUCUUUCUGCAGCUCAGUUGAUGUUGCUCUAGCAGCCUAGGAGACGUCAUAGGUCCAGACUGGAGGGUGCAACAGGGAUUCCGCUCAGGCAGGAAAGGGGAUUUCUUCUACCGCCCAAGACUCGGGGUUAGAAUGUAUUGAUUGCCAGAUUUGAAGAGGCAAAACCACUUGGACUGACUGAUUUCCAGCUGCUUGGGAGCUGCGGCGUCAUCUCAUCUGAACGGCACUAUAGACAGAAUACGCCAAGAGGAUCCCUCGCGUAAAAGCAUGUUGCACCAGUCCAGCUGCUCACCCAAGAGUCUCUGCAUCUGAUCCCAGACCUGUCCCCCGAAUCCCUUCCCAAACUACAACUGACCACAGAUCAGCCUUGAGAUCAGACGCACCCCUCUAAGGAGUUCAUCUCUUUACCCUUCACCUUGAACCGGUUUACUGCUAUCCAGUCUUAAGGUUUACAGCCAACGGUCCGAAUCAUCGACCCGGUUCGACACGACCAAGCAUUCCAAAAUGGCUAACAACACUGCGGACCACGCGGCGGCCAACUCGGUGGCGGAUGGCGAGGGUGAGUUUGGCAUCACGGUAAUGGACCUCCGGGAGCUGAUGGAGUUGAGAUCCACGGAGGCUGUCAACAAGAUCACCGAGAGAUACGGAGACGUGCAGGGAAUCUGCCGCAGGCUCAAGACCUCACCUAUUGAGGGUCUCUCUGGAAAUCCAGUGGACUUGGAGAAGCGCCAUGCAGCAUUUGGAAAGAAUUUCAUCCCUCCCAAAAAGCCCAAGACCUUCUUGCAACUCGUGUGGGAGGCCCUACAGGACCUCACCCUCAUCAUCCUGGAAAUCGCCGCCAUAAUCUCCCUGGGCCUCUCCUUCUACCAGCCUCCAGGGGGCGACGCCGAGGCAUGUGGACAGGCGUCAGGGGGCGUGCACGACGAGGGCGAGUCUCAGGCCGGCUGGAUUGAGGGUGCGGCCAUCCUCAUCUCGGUCGUCAUUGUGGUGCUGGUGACAGCCUUCAACGACUGGAGCAAAGAGAAGCAGUUCCGCGGUCUCCAGAACCGCAUCGAGCAGGAGCAGAAGUUCACCGUCAUCCGCAAGGGCCAGGUCAUCCAGAUCCCCGUGGCCGAGAUCGUGGUGGGAGACAUCGCUCAGAUCAAAUAUGGUGACCUGCUGCCGGCUGAUGGAGUGAUGAUCCAGGGUAAUGACCUCAAGAUCGAUGAAAGCUCAAUGACCGGGGAGUCUGACCAGAUCAAGAAGUCCCUGGAGAAGGACCCCAUGCUGUUGUCUGGCACUCACGUGAUGGAGGGGUCUUGUCGGAUGGUGGUCACCGCCAUCGGGCUCAACUCUCAGACUGGCAUCAUCUUCACCCUCCUGGGCGCUGGAGAGGAAGAGGAGAAGAAGGUGAAGAAAGGUAAAAAACAAGGACCCCCUGAAAAUCGCAACAAAGCUAAGACCCAGGAUGGCGUCGCUCUGGAGAUCCAGCCCCUCAAGAGCGAGGAAGGCGCCGAGCUGGAGGAGAAGGAAGAGAAGGAGGAGAAGGAGGUGAAACGGGUCAACGUCACCAAGAAGGAGAAGUCCGUGCUGCAGGGCAAGCUGACGCGGUUGGCUGUGCAGAUUGGGAAGGCAGGUCUGAUCAUGUCGGCACUUGUCGUCGUCAUCCUUAUCCUCUACUUCGUCAUUGACACCUUCGCUGUCCAGGGCCUCUCCUGGACGAAAGAGUGCACCCCCAUCUACAUCCAGUUCUUCGUCAAGUUCUUCAUCAUCGGCGUGACCGUGCUGGUGGUGGCAGUGCCCGAGGGACUGCCCCUGGCUGUCACCAUCUCCCUGGCCUACUCGGUUAAGAAAAUGAUGAAGGACAACAACCUGGUACGGCACCUGGAUGCCUGCGAGACCAUGGGCAACGCCACGGCCAUCUGCUCUGACAAGACCGGCACGCUCACCAUGAAUCGCAUGACGGUGGUGCAAGCGUACAUCGGCGGCACGCACUACCCCUCGGUUCCCGACCCCGAGGCCAUCAAGCCCGAGACCUUGGAGGUCUUGGUCAACAGCAUCUCCAUCAACUCUGCCUACACCUCCAAGAUCCUACCUCCGGAGAAGGAGGGUGGCCUGCCGCGGCACGUGGGCAACAAGACAGAGUGCUCACUGCUGGGCCUGGUGCUGGACCUGAAGCGGGACUACCAGCCCAUCCGCGAGGAGGUGCCCGAAGAGAAGCUCUACAAGGUCUACACCUUCAACUCGGCCCGCAAGAGCAUGAGCACCGUGCUGAAGAACACCGACUGCCCCGGCUAUCGCAUGUACAGCAAAGGCGCCUCCGAGAUCGUCCUGCGCAAGUGCUCUCAGAUUCUUGAUUCCUCGGGUGUGGCCAGGCCAUUCAAGCCCAAGGACCGUGACGAGAUGGUGCGCAAAGUCAUCGAGCCGAUGGCGUGCGACGGGCUGCGGACCAUCUGCGUGGCCUAUCGGGACUUCCCUGGCGAGGUGGAGCCAAACUGGGACAACGAGGCCGAGAUCCUCAAUGACCUGACGUGCAUUGCCGUGACGGGCAUCGAGGAUCCUGUUCGGCCAGAGGUGCCUGAUGCCAUUUCCAAGUGUCAGAGGGCAGGUAUCACUGUGCGCAUGGUGACUGGGGACAACAUCAACACGGCGCGCGCCAUCGCCACCAAGUGCGGCAUCCUGCAGCCCAACGAGGACUUCCUGUGCAUGGAGGGCAAGGAGUUCAACAGGCAGAUCCGCAACGACAAAGGGGAGGUGGAGCAAGAACGCUUAGACAAGGUGUGGCCCAAACUGCGUGUGCUGGCUCGUUCCUCCCCCACAGACAAACACACUCUGGUCAAAGGCAUCAUCGAUAGCACAGUCGGAGAGACCAGACAGGUUGUCGCCGUGACGGGAGAUGGAACCAAUGACGGCCCCGCUCUCAAGAAGGCCGACGUGGGAUUCGCCAUGGGUAUCGCUGGAACAGACGUGGCCAAGGAGGCAUCUGACAUCAUCCUGACAGAUGACAACUUCACCAGCAUCGUCAAGGCCGUGAUGUGGGGACGCAACGUCUAUGACAGCAUCUCCAAGUUCCUGCAGUUCCAGCUGACUGUCAACGUGGUGGCUGUCAUAGUCGCCUUCACUGGUGCCUGCAUCACUCAGGACUCUCCCCUGAAGGCUGUCCAGAUGCUGUGGGUGAACCUGAUCAUGGACACACUGGCCUCAUUGGCCCUGGCUACUGAGCCGCCCACAGAGUCACUGCUGCUACGCAAGCCCUACGGCAGGAACAAGCCGCUCAUCUCCCGCACCAUGAUGAAGAACAUCCUGGGCCACGCCGUCUAUCAGCUCGUCAUCAUCUUCACUCUGCUGUUUGCCGGAGAGAAAAUUUUCGACAUCGACAGUGGCCGCAACUCGCCACUGCACGCGCCUCCCUCUGAACACUACACGAUCAUCUUCAACGUCUUCGUCAUGAUGCAGCUCUUCAACGAGAUCAACGCUCGCAAGAUCCACGGCGAGAGGAACGUGUUUGAAAGCAUCUACCGCAACCCCAUCUUCUGCUCUGUGGUCCUGGGCACUUUUGCUAUCCAGAUUGUCAUUAUUCAGUUUGGAGGGAAGCCCUUCUCCUGCACGGCGCUCACCAUCGACCAGUGGCUCUGGUGCGUGUUCAUCGGUGUCGGCGAGCUGCUCUGGGGUCAGCUCAUCUCGGCCGUGCCCACGCACCGCCUCAAGUUCCUGAAGGAGGCCGGCCACGGCAUCACCAAGGCCGAGAUGCACGAGGAGGAGAUGAUCGAGGGCGAGGACGAGAUCGACCACGCCGAGAUGGAGCUCCGCCGUGGCCAGAUCCUCUGGUUCCGAGGACUCAACCGCAUCCAGACUCAGAUGGACGUGGUUAACACAUUCCAUGGCCCUGUCCCCGGGGCCCUGCGCCGACAGCCCUCCGUGGUCAGCCAGCAAAACGAUAUUAAGGUGGUGAACGCGUUCCGUAGCUCCCUUUACGAAGUCCAGAAGUCCAGAAACUCCAUCCACAGUUUCAUGUCCCACCCUGAGUUCGUGCCCCUGUCUGAGGAGGAGGCCCAGAUCCCCUCCAUCAAGGAGGAUGAAGAUGAGGAGGCGGAGGAGGGAGCGAGUGAGUCAGCCAUCCAGCCCGCCCCCAGCACAAAGUGACCAACAUUCCGCACAAACUGGGACCCCUCCCAACUCCCCCACCUCCCCAAACUCCAUUGAAACAAGAGCACUGCCGGACUCCCAUCUCCUGUCACAGUACCGUGUCACAUCACAGCCUGAUGAUGGGACUGACUCUCUGUUCUCCUGACAUACGACACCCAACCGCACCGCACCACACCACAGCCUUCUCCUCAGAACAGGGCACAGACUCUCUCUCUCUCUCUCUCUCUGUCUCUCUCUCUCUCUCUCUCUCUCUCUCUCUCUCUCUCUCUUCUCUCUCUCUCUCUCUCUCUCUCUCACUGUCUAUCUCUCUGUGUCUGUCUCUCUGUCUCCACUUCUACUGCCCUCUGGUGUUUGCACACCGCUACUACAUCCAUGUACAGACAGCAAGCCAGCGCAGUGGACACCUCCAACCAGAAAGGCAACAGACCAGCAGGCCUGUAACACCCCCCGUUUCAUCGACUCAUCCUCCCCCUUCCAAUUUCCCCCAGUUAUGUUUUGCUAGACAUGUCUGUAAUGCUUUAAAUCUAACAUAUUCUUUCCAAAAGAUGGCUAAACAUUGUAAUUUAGUUUAUUUUUGUUUGUUUAUUUGUUUUUGUUUCUUUUGUAAACAUAUAUUCCAUAAGCAUCUUUAAAUACUUACUAAUGAGCGUGCGUGUAUGUAUGUGCGCAUGGGCGUGUUCUCAGUGCUUCUGUGAUUUCACAUGUGAGGGCCAUUUGAACAGGAUGUCUGAAGCCAAUGGACCGUGGAAAUGAACAGAUAUUGUAACUCAGUUAUUUUUUAUUGUUAUUACUGGGCAGUUUUUAAUUGAUAUUGAGUUUGUGGUUAUGGAUACCAUACGGGCUUGGCCUCGUGAAACACAUCCUGCACUUUUAAAGGAAAAUGUCAUCAAUCUAACAUUCCAUGGUUUUUACUUACUUUACUAAACCGAACUCAGUUAGUGCGUGACGUGUGUGACCAUGAUCAUAACUCUGCUCUCUUCUGAACCAAACAGUCUGAAGGUGAGGCUUUGAAAUCCAACGCCUGCACUGCACCAGAGGAAUGUUGGUGUGUUGACGCUUCUAAUUGCUUUAGGUGUUUAUGUUUAUUACCCACAGACACUACUCUUGAUUGAUUGUUAUUGUACUUCCAUGCACAGGCCCAUGACAAACUACACAAUAUACUGAUGAUAUCAACUGGUAGAUAUCAACUAUCAGUGGGCCACAUCCUACUUGUUUACGUGUGCGUAUGUGAAUGCGUGUGUGCGUGUGCGUGUGUGUGUGUGUGUGUGUGUGUGUGUGUGUGUGUGUGUGUGUGUGUGUGUGUGUGUGGAAGUGAGUGUGUGUCUGUGUGUAAUGCCUACAUCCAUUGCAUACACUAGAAUUUGUGUGUAUUGCGUGUAUGAAGUUCAUAGGCUACGCAACAGUCAGUGCUGUAAUAUUUACACCAAAACAUCCAUCUUGGGUUUCUGACUAACUCUCAAUACAAACACAGGCUCUGAAAAUUGAACUUCCCCCUUCCCCUGCUCUUAGCUUCAGGAUCAAGUUCCUUUCAGAGGCUCAGCUCUUGUGCUAUGUCCCAGCUUUCUCCAUCCAAAUCUGCAAAAUGCUUCUGUUCUGAAAAUGUUAGAGACCCAUUGUCCAGCCAAAUUGUUAGUUGUCAACAGAACAUCCAAAACAAAAUUGUAUAGCCAAAUUGUUAGUUGUCAACAGAAAAUCCAAAACAAAAUUGUAUGUGAAAGGGAUCCUUUUUAGUAGGCAAUUACAUCAUUGUACAAAAAAAAGUGUAGGUGGAGGAAUUCCCUUUUGUGUAAUUUCUCAUAGUUGCACUCGCAUAAGCUUACACAUGUUUAUUUUUCUUCUCCUUCAUGGAAAGAAGGGAGUAAUUGAGAAAAGAAAUAAACUUCCAUGGCAUAGACACCUAUUUUAUUACUAAUAACUGAGUACUGCCAUAUUUGAACCUUAUUUUCAUAUCUGCAUUGUGCAGAGUUGUCGACUGCAUGUUUCUACUUCUCAGAGCCAUAUUUUAGGGGUUGCUGUUUAUUUCCGACCAGAAAAAAAAGACAAACUAAGUCACUGCCGAAUGACAAGAGAAAAAAAACGAAGCAGAUCACUUUCAUGUGAGGGGGAUCAAAGUUUGAAAAUAGUAAUAGGCUUCCCCUGCCUACUGAUUGUUUCCUUUGCCUCCUCCCACAGUGACUUAGACUGUGAGCUAGAGGCCUCCUGCACGAUUUUCAUAUUGAACUCAGUGUAUCGUUCCUUUUUUAACCACUCCUCUGUGGGUUUUAUAUUUACACUAGUACUUUUUUAAUAUUUAGUAAAAUAGACAAUUAUUGGUGUGUAAGCUGGUAAACCUGAUGACAUUAGUGGAGUGAGCAAAAACAAAAACUAACAUCCCUGUCAUCCUUAUCAAUGCCAUUAUUGAACCAUGCAUUCAAUUAUUCUCUAGUUUUACGGCCAAUUAAAACUAAAUGGUGAUGUUUACCACUGAAAGCCACGUGAUUGAGACACAGGCUAGACUCCGAAGCCUAAAUGGGCUAGCCUCUAGAAAAGUCCACUUUGCCUCAAACUGUUAUUUUAUUGAAGACAAUUGUCAUUGCAACUUAACUUUCCUACUCCCUUCUCAAAACAUUUCGUACAAGAUCCAGUUGACUUAAUAUUACACAGAUGUAUGAAAAUGUUUUUUUAUAUAUAAAUAUAUAGUAUGUAUUUUCAUUGUUGUUUCCUUUCUUAUUGCUUGAUCUGACAACAGGUUUAAUUUAUUUUAUGAAUGAGUGGUGCUCGCCAUUGACUACAGUUAAUAAUUGAUUUUUAAGUUGAGAUUUUCUCUUAAAAAAGAUUUUUAGCAGAUAGACGUAUAUAUAUAUUUUUAAAAAUCAUCAGAAACUUCAGAUUUGAAAGGACCUGAAUUUGUAUGAAAGGAAAAUGAUGUUCCCAUAAAAAAAUGUUUCUAUUGGACCAACAUCUAUUCUCUAGUGCUUUUUGAAAGUGUUAGUCUGUAUAAUUUCAGCGAUUUCAAUUGUUUUCUCUAUAAUUCUGUUAAUUUCUCAACUCUAUCUUAAUAUUAUUUAUAGUCAGCAUCCAAUGAAUAUGGACAAAUAGGAAGGUAAUUCUAUUAUCUCUAAAAUGUUUUUCAAGCUUUACAGCCCUGCCAAAGUUUUCUACAAUUGCCUUUUAUUUAAUCCCUUUAUUACAGUCAAUCACUGAUUGUUUCUACACCCUUAGUCCAAUUAGUUUUCCCAUAUGAGCCUGGAUUGCAAUUGUUUUAUGUGUUUCAGAGAUUACCCCUGUCCUUAAUGUUUCUUCAGACUUUAUAACGACUUCUGUCCUUUCUGUGCAGUGGUAUGUGAAAGAAAUGCUUUGUCUACCCGGGGCACAACUAUACAAAGGAGGUGAAUAUGUUGUUGGUCAAACAUUGGCCAGUUCAAAUUAAGUACCUGAUUUCUUUUCCAUUUUACUUUGAUACCUCUGGGAAAACAUAGUUAAUGGUAUUGCAAAUGUUUGGCCUGUACAUUGGUUCUAUAUUCUGCCGUGAGCUUCAAUAUGAUGUCCCUUAAGAUGUUGUGCAACUGCAAAACGACAUUGUUUGUCUAACCAUCUUGCGUGAAUGGCUCUUUUUACAACAGAGUUUUGGAGAGGUUACAACUCAAUUGUAAAUAAAAUAAUGUUAAAACUGGAAUAUCACCAAUGUAAGUCACAACCACUUAUUUAUAUGUACCAAGAGCUCAUGCUGUGUUUGACUGUCAUGGAACCCGGGUGGGAAAAGAAAAGAUGACAGAACAUUACAUUCUGUGACUCAUAUGAUGACAGUAAUAAUAAGCACUGGUGUUAUUUUUGUAUAAGCAUAAUAGCAUCUAUGUGGCAUGCAUGAAUUAUAAACAAAUUGGUGGUUCAAAGCAAUACGUACAACCUGGUGCGAUUGGUAUUUUAGUGUCCUGUGUAGCCUAAGCCAUGCUGUGCUGAGAGAAAAAAAUGCUUACUGUUCAGUAUAUGUGUUCAAUGUUCUGCAUGUUUAUGUAUGGAAUGAUACUCCCUCCUGUUUACUUCCUCCAUAAAUUUCCAUCUGCUAUUUUUUUUUCUCUCUCUCUGUCUCUGUCUCUCUCCCCCUUGUAUCUCUCAUUCUUUCUCUUACACACACACACACACAAACACACACAUGUACACACAAAUUCAAAUACUCUGGAUUUGUUUCUGUUCAUGUAUUUAUGUUGUUGCCUAUUUGUUAGAAAUGAGACACACUCUGACAAUAUUGCAAUGGCUGUGGGGAAUUGCUGACAGAAUUACCCCUGAAUCUUCCUAAUGGUCGAGACUAUCAAAGUAGACAUAAACAUACUAGUACUAACCUUUCAUUACUUCACAAAAAACACCAUUCACCAUUGUCUUGACAUUGAUUUGAGGAGCACAGGACAUUUUCACCAUAUCAUAUACAGUCAUCAUAUAUGAAGUGUCAUUUGAAGCACUACUGAAACUGUUGUAAUUGCCCACAGUGAAAUCACUUGUAAUUCCUUUACCUACUGGCCAAUUGGGACAUAUGGGAGGUCUAUAGGCAUCAAUUUAACUAUUGCCAGAUCCAACUCCAGGAAUUCUUGGAUUCAGUCUGUGAACGGCAAGUGAUGGGAAAAAAAAGUAGUUUACAUGCAAAUAGAACAUUCCAAAAUCUCAUCCUCAGGAGCAGUUGGUCUCCAUCACCACUGUCUCCUAUAACCUCCUCUCACUUCCUACCCACCAAUGCUCCAGUCUAUUCAUACCGUGCUGGUUACAUAUUAUAUAUUACAGUAUACAUACAUAACACCCAACUCAUGUGACUUGUGGUCAUUAUGUCCCUCUGCAUUCCAGGAAAUACAGGCAGACUAAAGCCAUCUGAAGGAUGGAUGUGUCAGUUAAAGGUGUAUUUGCAUGGUUUCACUUGACACAUUGAUCCCUUUCUGUAUGUACGCCCUUCUGUAUGGUUGCACAUAAAAAAGAUGUUUUCUAAA